Salmo salar (Atlantic salmon) is the source of this 8142-nucleotide messenger RNA. RefSeq names its product Rho GTPase activating protein 35b (gene arhgap35b). Lineage: Eukaryota; Metazoa; Chordata; Actinopteri; Salmoniformes; Salmonidae. Gene Ontology annotation, molecular function: GTPase activity; GTP binding; GTPase activator activity. Gene Ontology annotation, biological process: regulation of axonogenesis; regulation of cell size; Rho protein signal transduction. Gene Ontology annotation, cellular component: cytosol. The record is from RefSeq and is a predicted model, not a curated record.
CUGGGCGAGUCUCCUCCGCGUCUGUCUCCGUUGCUGAUUUUUUUUUUCAGAGAAAAGGAGAAGAGAAUUAGCUCUGGGAGAAGGGCCGUCGCCAUUAUUGGGAAGCUGGAAAAAACCCACUUUCACACACGCCAUCUCUUGUUAAAUUGAUUAGGACGUUACCAAUAUGUUGCAUUAGGGCUGUUUAGAAGAAACAUUGUACAGGAAGUGCAGGAAACUAGACCGGUGUCCCGUACAUGAUCGAUCCAGUAUAAUGUUGCCACAACAAUGGACAUAAUAAUUCGUCAAAAGCAACGUGGUGAAGCAAGGAAAAGACGGCGAAACAAGCUUUUAUACGCCUUUCAUUUUUAACAAGGAGAGAAAAAGAAAAAAAUAUGUUUUUACCUUUGUAGUUUUAUUAUCACAAAAAAGACGAACAGAUCAAUGGAAUAAAAAACAUCGAGAUGUAGAUUUACAAUUAAUAUGUAAGCAAACAAUAAUAACCUACUUAGUUCUGUAUGGGAAUCAGAAGAGCCACGUUAUUUUUGUUUCUUAUGUCCAUGCAUAUCAGGCGGCCAGGGCUGCGGCAAGCGCUGGACUGACGGAUGCAGGGAGAAUGCGAUGGGUCAUAGCUACAUUAGGAAUGACUGAGAGAAGCCUCUGUCUUUGCUACACCCCUGCACUGUUGUUGAUAAAACAUGUAGCACACUAAAGGAAACGGAAACUAAACUUCAUCCCCACUGCCACUUUAUGGACACACGUCCAAGUGUACUCUCUGAUCGAGUGCCUGAUUAUGGCAGGAUGAGUGUCAGCUGAUGAUAAUGAUGGCGAAAAAGCAAGAUGUUAAGUCACCCACAUACAACCUUAUUGUGGUGGGUUUGUCAGGAACUGAGAAAGAGAAGGGCCAGUGUGGCGUGGGUAAGUCCUGUCUGUGCAACCGCUUUGUGCGCCCCAGCGCCGAUGACUUCUAUCUGGACCACACGUCAGUGCUGAGCACCAGUGACUUUGGGGGUAGAGUGGUUAACAAUGACCAUUUCCUGUUCUGGGGGGAGGUGGGGCGGGUGGUGGAGGAGGGGCCGGAGUGCAGGAUGCAUGUGGUGGAGCAGACAGAGUUCAUUGAUGACCAGACGUUCCAGCCACACCGCAGCACUGCCAUGCAGCCCUACAUCAAGAGGGCGGCCUCCACCAAGCUGGCCUCUGCAGAGAAGCUGAUGUACUUCUGCACGGACCAGUUGGGGCUGGAGCAGGACUUUGAGCAGAAGCAGAUGCCCGAGGGCAAGAUACAGGCUGACGGGUUCGUGCUCUGUAUGGACGUCAGUAGGGGGAUGAACCGCAACUUUGACGACCAGUUGAAGUUUGUCACAAACCUUUACGGUCAGCUGAGCAAAACAAAGAAGCCCAUUGUGCUGGUCUUAACCAAGUGUGAUGAGGGGGUUGAACGCUACAUCAAAGAUUCUCACACCUUUGCCAUCACUAAAAAGAGUCUUCCAGUAGUGGAGACGUCUGCACGCUCUAACAUCAAUGUUGACCUAGCCUUCCUUACUUUGGUGCAACUCAUUGAUAAGAGCAGGGGCAAGCCCAAGAUCAUUCCUUAUUUUGAGGCCCUCAAGCUCCAGAGUCAGCAGAUAGCCUUGGCUAAAGACCGAUAUGAAUGGCUAGUCAACCGCAUAGUGAAGAACCACAACGAGACCUGGCUUAACACCAGCCGACGCAUGCACACCGCUUCAGAGUUCAAUGAAUACGUCUUUCUGGAGGGUACAGCAAAAUGCAAGAAGCUCUUCCAGCAGCUUGUGUACCGUCUGAAACAGGAACACAUUGAGAGACGUCGGAAAAUCUAUCUGAGCACUCUUCCUCUAGCACUUAGCUCCCUGGUGCCUGACCUGGAUGAGAUCGACCAGCUGAGCUGGUCUGGGGUUCAGAAGGUCCUAGAGUCCAAGCAGCACUUUGCCCACUGGUUUGUAGUUCUGGAGGACUCUCCAUGGGAGGACACGUCUCACAUAGACAACAUGGAGGAUGAGCGCAUCCCCUCAGACCUGCUGGAGACGUUACCAGCCGAGGACAUUUUCGACGCCCACCUGGAGCACCUGAGGAAUGAGUGCAAGCGGGCUGAGAUGAGGCAGGAGUUCAAGCACAAGUUGGCCUGUUCUCCCUUUGUAACGCCUGGCAAGCCCUGGGAAGAGGCCCGCAGCUUCAUCAUGAAUGAAGACUUCUACCAAUGGUUGGAGGAAUCAGAGUACCUGGACCUCUACAACCGCCACCAGAAAGAGAUCAUCGGCCACGCUAAAGAGGACUUCCAGGAGCUUCUGCUGGAGUACUCGGAGCUCUUCUAUGAGCUGGAGGUGGACGCGAAGCCCAGCAAGGAGAAGAUGGGGGCCAUCCAGGAGGUUUUAGGGGAGGAGCAGCGGUUCAAAGCCCUGCAGAAGCUUCCAGCUGAGAGGGAUGCUCUGGUGUUGAAGCAUAUCCACUUUGUCUACCACCCCACUAAGGAGACCUGUCCCAGCAGCCCACAGUGUGGAGACUUCAAGAUAGAGCAGAUCCUGGCCUCACGCUUCCCAACAUGCUACCCAUUCUUCAACGUGAAGUCUUAUUUUGGGGAUAUUAAAGCCGACCGAAUCAACCUUGUGAUAUUGGGCAAAGACGGACUGGCUAGGGAGUUUGCCAAUGAGAUCAGAGCUCUCUGUACCAAUGACGAUCGGUAUGUGUUGGAUGGGAAGAUGUAUGAGCUCACCCUGCGACCUAUCGAGGGCAACGUACGACUUCCUGUUAACUCCUUCCACACUCCCACCUUCACACCCCAUGGGUGCCUGUGUCUGUACAACUCAAAAGAGUCCUUAACCUACGUCGUAGAAAGCAUUGAAAGGUUGCGGGAGUCAACAAUCGGUAGAAGGGACAGCCAUAUAGCUCAGCUUUUAACAUCUCUGCUCUUGGUUACUAAAAGGGGUGUAGGGACCUAUGCAGAUAUUGGGGGAGAAACUGCUUUAGGUCUGAUAACACAGGGACAGCAGGUAGCAAGGAGAUUGCAGUGUAGCUUCCUCGACCCAGCCUCCCCUGGUGUGGGCUAUGGGCACAAUGUGAAUGAGAGUCAGAUCAACCAAGUAUUGAGAGGUCUUCUGGACUCUAGAAGGAGCUCAUCUUUCAGUAGCAGCUCCCCACCUCUGCCCCCUCAACCUCCAGGUCCCAGAGACUCUCCUCACCAGCCCAGCCCAGAGGCAGACAUCCGCAUCGUCAUGUGCUUGAUGUGUGGAGACAACUAUGACGUGGAACAGCUCCUCUCUCCCUUCCUACUGCCUCAGCACUGCAGGCCAACAUCCAACAGUGGAACCUCGGUGAUACUGGAGCAGACAGUGGGACCUCACAAACAGGUGAUUGAGCUCUCCCUCCUUUCCUAUCACGCCUCCUUCUCCCUGAGGAAGAGCAGAUUAGUGCACGGCUACAUCGCUGUGUACUCAGCCCGCCGCAAGGCCUCCCUGGAGACCCUGUGUGCCUUCCUAUGUGAGGUACAGGACAUCAUUCCUGUUCAGCUGCUGGCAGUGGGGGAGAGCCAGGUGGAGCUCACAGAAAGUGAGUCUGCCAGAGAGCAGCUGGUCCAGGGAGAGGAGCUGGCCCAAGAGAUAGAGGGCAGGUUCAACAGUGUGGUGUGUGGGUCAGGAGGGGUGGUGGGCGGCCUGCACAGGAUGGAGAUGUUUCAUCCCUUCCUGAUGGAGGUGGUGGAGAAACGCAACAUCGUGGAGGCCACUCACAUGUAUGAUAACGUGGCUGAGGCCUGCAUUAACGAGACUGCCUACUCCCCUCGCUGUAGCUCACCCAGCCCCGGCACCAUGUUCCUAGACUCUGACAUGGAUGAUGUGGAGCCCUCCCCACCUUACUACGACGGCACACUCACCUCCCAUGGUGGGAGCUUCAACCUGCCUGACCUGGACUCCAGCGAUGUCUCUGUCAUCUCUGACAUCAGCUCCUUUGAGAGCAAACUCAAUAGCAAAGCCCCGCCCCAGGUGAGACCCAAGCCCUCUGUGACCUUUGACUUCCGGAAGGUGGGCAGAAACCCCUACAACACAGACACCAUGGGCCACCGUCGCUCCCUGCCCUCCGCUGUGACAUGGGUGCCAGGUGGGGACGGAGGUUACGACCCCUCGGACUAUGCAGAGCCCAUGGAUGCUGUGUCCAAGCCCCGGCCCAGCAACGAGGAGAUAAUCUACUCUGUGCCCCACGAUAGCACGCAGGGCAAGAUUAUUACCAUCCGCAAUGCCAAUCGGAUGCACGCCAACGGGAAUGGCUCAGACAGUGAGGCGGACAGCAGCUCCCUGGAACGCCGCAGGAAGUUCUCGGCGGCGGGGGUAAAGCCACGGCUCUACCGCGAUCGCUCUAAACGCCUGGGCAAGUUCAGCAGCUUCCGCACCAGCUUCAUUGGCAGCGACGACGAGAUGGGGGCCCUGCCAAAGACCAAGGAGGAUGAGUUCGGAACCCUGAAAGGAGACAUCAUCAACGAGGAGGGAGAGGACCCCAAGAAGAGGAACAUUCUGAAGAGCCUGCGGCGCACUGCCAAGAAAACCAGACCAAAGCAUCGGCCCUCUAUUCCCAAGCCCCUGGAGAGCAGCUACUUCGGGGUGCCCCUGGUCAACGUUGUGUCCCCAGACAGACCUAUCCCACUCUUCAUUGACAAGUGUGUCCGCUUUAUUGAGACCACAGGUCUCAACACAGAGGGGCUCUACAGGGUGAGCGGGAACAAGUGUGAGAUGGAGAGUAUGCAGAGGCAGUUUGACCAGGACCAUGGGCUGGACCUGGUGGAGAAGGACUUUGCCAUCAACACGGUGGCUGGGGCUCUGAAGGCCUUUUUCUCUGAGCUGCCAGAGCCCCUGGUGCCCUGCAUCCUGCAAGUGGAGCUGCUCGAGGCCUUCAAGAUCAACGACAGGGAACAGAGGCUGUACACCAUGAAGGAUGUACUGAGGAGGUUCCCCAGGGAGAACUAUGACGUCUUCAGAUUUGUCAUGAGCCACUUACACAAGGUGAGCCAGCUGAGCAGACAGAACCUGAUGACCAGUGAGAAUCUGUCCAUCUGUUUCUGGCCCACUCUGAUGCGGCCAGACUUCACCACCAUGGAUGCCCUGACAGCCACGCGGACCUACCAGACAAUCAUCGAGACCUUCAUCCACCAGUGUGCUUUCUUCUUCUAUAACCAGCCCCUCCUGGACUCCCCCACUGGCCUGGCUGGCCUCCCUGCCUCCCCCACCACCACUCUCACCGGGGGCUCUGCCUAUUCCUGCUACCACUCCUCCCCUCCCUCCACCGCCACGCACUUCAGCCCCCUGCAGCAGUCGCCCCCCACCACCCCCCAGUCUCCCCUGCAGUCCCUCCUGACCCCCCUCCACCAACACCCCCACCAUACCCCCACCGAGCAAGAGACACUGUGAGAGACACUGAGAAGGGAACAGAUGCUGCACCCCUGAUCUGAUGCUGCUGCACACCUGAUCUGAUGAUGCUGGACCUUAGUCACUUACACACACACCAACACAUACAUACUGACAGUACAUUGUUCGGUCGUCGAUAAUAACAUGUAAACAGAGAGAGGAGACGAGGAGUGUUUGACAAAAAAACUUGCCACUUGUGAACAGCGUCCCGCUGCCCCGCCCCUGUCACCUGUGUGCCAAUGCAGAUCACCAUGCUGACCCGUCCACUCCACCCCCUAUAGCCCCUGAUAACCUGGGGGCAGAACAGGGUGGCUGUCAUUGUUACAGUAAGCAUCUCUCUGCCAACCAACCGUUCUUACCCUAACAAUACACUACGAUAAAAAAAAUAAAGUCCAAGCCUCCAUGUCAAGCUGGAAGAUAUGAUUUGUGCCCAUCACCAUGUUUUUCUUUGUGUAUAAUAGUUUUUAAAUGUUCUGUUUGUUAAUGAAAGUAGCCACUGGAUGUAUGGACUGUGCCUCUCUCAGGGCUGUAGUUGGUAACGUACACACAGCCGUGAGGGGAGCCUCCCUGUCUGCCUGCAGGGCCCCUGCUAGGGGGUUGGGGUGGGGACAUCCAGGGAUGCACUUUAAUGGUCAGAAUGUUGUAGGGGUUUUGUUUUUAAAGGGGGGUUGUUAGGUCAGAAUGUUUUAGUGUGUUGAGGGAACCAUACCCAUUGCCUCUCUGAAGGGUCCUUCGCAGAUCAAAAUGUUGUUUACAUCCAAACCCUUGUUUUUGUAUCCUCAUACUUACCUGAAGCACUUUUGAAUUAUAGUGUUAAGUUCCAUGAAAUGCAACCUUGAUCAAUUGACUAGUUUGUUUUAAUGGCCGGGUGGGCGUGGCAGUAGUGAAGAGACUCAUUAACACGAUCCUGUUAUUAUAUAAGUGUUCUUUUAGAGGAUUCAGGGCUCACUUUAUAACCCCAUGGAAAACCCAACCAUAAUAUUGGUUUCAUAUUCCUCUUAGCCAUGUUAUAAAUAGUUCUGAGCAUGCAGGUUUGAAUAGCCUGGAGUUUUCCCUCUUUUUAGGACUGCUGUUGCUUUACUGAUGUUUUGACUAAGGAAGUCACCUGGUUUGAGUGGUGGUGUUUAGGAAAGUGAGUUUGAGUAAGGGUCAGUUAAUCAGACCCUUUAGGAUCCAGGAGAGGAAUGCUCUUGGUUGAGAUGUUAGAUCCACUCCAUAAGUUAGGGGUUGAUGAUUAAAUUGGCCACAUUGAAGAUUGAUUAUGGGAAUGAUUGACAGUAACAUCAGACAGUAACAUGACAAGGGUGAGGUUAGUCAUACUUGGGGCGGCAGGUAGCCUAGUGGUUAGAGCGUUGGACUAGUAACCCGAAAGGUUGCAAGAUCGAAUCCCCGAGCUGACAAGGUAAAAAUCUGUCCCUAAACAAGGCAGUUAACCCACUGUUCCUAGGCCGCCAUUGAAAAUAAGAAUUUGUUCUUAACUGACUUGCCUAGUUAAAUACAGGUAAAAUAAAAAAAUACCAGGCCUAUACAUGUACUGUGUCUGUUGCACUGUGCUAUCUGGUGGCCAUGGAAACCACUGCCCUAUUGCAAAAUGAUAGGUUGCUGGAUAUGUUGUGGGUAUCUAGCCAAUUGAGCUCUUUGUACUCAUCUAAUAUUAAGGACCUUAAACUGAGGCAAGGUGUGCAUACAGAAAACACUGCCACUGCAAUUAACUACAGUACAGUAAUAACAGUAUAGUAUAUCCUAUAGAGAUGGAGCAUGUUUGUGGACUCAUGCUCAGGAAUGUCAACAAAGCAAGAGUAACUACUGUAGCUCCAGUAUACUAUGGGGUUUAUGUUGGUGUUUAACUGUCCUCUCUCUUGUAGAAAAACAAACAUGCAGUCAAUGUAAAGUAGUUGAAUGAAUACUCCUACUAUAUUCUGGAUUCUUCUAUCAGAUGAAUGCGUUGCCCCAUAAGAGGAGUGCCACGGGCAUCUUCUGGGGAUGACGGAGUAUUGGCCAGGAGGCAUGGCUGUACUCGAUGUCAGCCAUCUUGGAUGUUGCUCAUGCUGCCAGUUCAGAACAGAUCAGUCUAUUGGUUGUAUUGAGGGUCAACUAAUUAAUACUUGGGAUCACUCACUGGUACUUAUCUUUGGGGUUUUCCUGCUGUGGGAGGCAGUUAUCUCUGAUUGAUGGACUAAUGCUGCAGUGACUCCUCACCCAGUCCAGUGCAGUACAGUAUUACCACACGCACAAAAGAUCAGAUGGGAGAUGGAUAGGAAAAACAAACUAUCCCAGUAGAAUGUGACUUUGGCUCAGAGGACCUAUGUGGCUGCAUCACUUCAUUUUUGACACAACAGAUCUGCUGGUAAAUGGGAGAGAAAAAGAAGAGAGAGCUACUAUAGUAAAAUGGUUGUUUAUUUGUAUGUUAGGGGGUCUAACACUUUGCCCUUUAGUCAAUGGUAGAAAACAUUUUUUGUGUGUAUUUCAAUGAUUGAAAGUCAAUUUUUACAAUUUUGUGAAUGGUUUAAGGCCACUUCAGUUUAGUGCAUGAUUUAAUAACACACCAAGGGAGAAGGUUCAACCAUUUUCAUUAUUUUAAAACAUGAAAUUAGUGUGAGAACAAUGAAAGUGAAAUACAGUAGCUUAAAACAAGUGAAAGAUGAAGUACUGUCCAUCUACAGCAAACCAUGGAAUUUGUCUGACUGAGAAUGGUGUAAUGAAGAUGAAGGCCUUAUGUGAUCUGUAUCAUAGUUAAUAAAUUAAAUAUUGUAAAAUU